AUGUCAGGUGCUACCAAUGUGGCUACCUCCGGUGGCGGAGGGGGGAAACCCCCGAAGAAGUCAGGCAAGACUCCUGCUGACAAAGUCGCGGAGGUGUCAACGUACCGGAAGACACCGGAGGCGCUCGCAGUCCUAAAGAAGGCUCUUGAGGCGUACCAGAUGAGCGAGGAUACUCCUGUUGCUGGAUCAUCCAAGUCCAGAGCCAGGCAUCGUCGUCGCCGCUUAGCGGUUGCCCGAAACCAGAAGGAGAUAUUGGAGCAGAUCGUGCAGGAAGGCCUGCCUCCUAAAUCCCGAGUCGGUGUCGCCAACCGCGUUAUGGAGCCAAAGACUCCGGCCAAGGCUAAGGCCACUUCCCUGUCCUAA
Penicillium odoratum is the source of this 363-nucleotide messenger RNA. RefSeq lists its product as uncharacterized. The record is from RefSeq and is a predicted model, not a curated record. The coding region runs from base 1 to 363 and encodes 120 amino acids. The transcript has 4 exons. NCBI's taxonomy places the organism in Eukaryota, Fungi, Ascomycota, Eurotiomycetes, Eurotiales, Aspergillaceae.